AUGUUGUUGCAACCGGAUAUGAAUAGUCUGCUGCACAACAUGCGUGCACAGAUUCAGGCGUUGACAAGUCAGCUCGCCGAGAUUCAGGCCGCCCCAGCAGCAGAACCUACAUUUGAGUGGAUCAAGCUCCAAAUUUGGAUUAAAGCAAACUGGGACGUGUUUGCUGAUGAUUUUGAGAUAGCAACUGCCGAAUGCUACACCGCGGGUGUGUGGCCUACCUGGGAUGAUCUCAAAGUAGAGAUCAAAAAAUACUUCAAACUGCAAGCUGAGCGUGACUGGGCACGUCAGCAAAUCUGUACCUUCAAACAAGGAAAUAUGAGGACGGAUGACUUUGUUACCCGGUUCCUGGCCCUCUCCAUCCAAGGGGGUUUGGGAAAUGAACAUGCAGUGGAGCUGUUGGAGCCCAAUGUGUCACCGGCCAUUGCACGACAGUUUUACAUACAAGAGAUGCGGAGCAAGAACCUUGCAGCAGCCGCUGAGGAGGUUCAAAAAAUUGGUAGGGCCAUAGAGCUUUACGAUAUGCAAUUCAGUGGCAGGUCCACCACCAAAAACGACUAUCCCCAGAGGAGCCCUGGGUCAUCAAACCAAAAAUCAAAUCACUCUCACGGGUUCCAACCAGGACGAGGUGCUCCUAUGGAUAUCGGCGCGGUCCAGGGCGGACAAAAGCGCAGAUUCACCUGCUUCAGCUGUGGGCAGGAGGGGCACAUGGCCCAAGAUUGUACAAACAGAGCGUGGGCCGCUCACCAAAAAAAUAACCAAGGGCGCCAGGUGUGCCAAUUAGAAGCAGAGAAACCGGAUGAUCGGCUCCAGACUCUGGCCAGUCGUUCAUACAAUGAGAUCCGGGCCUUCUUCUACGAUCAGCAAACCGCUGGAAUGAAGACCCAGGGAAAAGAGUUUGGAGCUUAG
Molecule: messenger RNA, 906 nt
Organism: Serpula lacrymans var. lacrymans S7.9
Lineage: Eukaryota; Fungi; Basidiomycota; Agaricomycetes; Boletales; Serpulaceae
Exons: 3
Coding region: 1-906 (301 amino acids)
Molecular function (GO): nucleic acid binding; zinc ion binding
Source: RefSeq, a predicted model, not a curated record